GAACCAAUCAGAUCAGAGUUGUUUGUGUGCAUUAAGACCGUCACCAGUGUCAGUUACUCACAAUCACUCACUGACAUGGAGACGCCACGACUUACUCUCAUCCUGCUUAUGUGUGUUGUGUUGUGCAGUCUGAGAAGAAUCUCUGGAGAAGAAGUGGAGAUGAAAGUCAGACCAGGAGAAAACCUCACUCUCUACUGUGAUCUCUCUUUAACUGCUGGUUCCUUCAUUUCAUGGAUAAGAAACUGCUCUCAUGAAAACCAGCCCUCUUUAGUAAUGGAUUAUAAGAUAUUUGAAACAACUAAGCAUUUUAGCUUCAUCCACAACACUGCCAAUAAUUCUCAUGAUCUACACAUUACUAACAUCAGUGUCUCUGAUCUGGGGCUGUACUACUGUGUAAAAACAGAGAAUAAGGUAAAUAAGGAUGAAAGAGGCAUCAUCUCUGGAUCUAAAUUGUACCAAUAUGGAAACCGAACAACUCGUCUCUCUCUUGCAGCAGAUUCUGCACAUGAGUCCACCAUCGCCUCCACUUCUCCUCCAGUGUCAGAGUGUGUUUUCUGCUGGACGCUGCUGUUGAGUGUGUGUCCGGUGUGUGUUCUCCUCUCCUCACUGCUGUCCUCCAUCUGUGUUUACUGCUUCUGUCGUCCUCAAACUACAGGUUCUGACAUGAGUGCUGAGAUUCUUAAAGCAAAUGUUUUUAUGGCAGAUUGUGUGGAGAAACAUCAGUGUGAGGCGAGUAAGACUGGAAAGAUCUGCGUCCACACUGAAGUCUCUUAUAGACGACUGAUAUCUAAACAUCCCUACACCAACAUCUGACACAUGAACUGCUCUUAGUCUACAUUUUCUUAUUUCUGAUAGAGUUUGAGUGGACAUGG
Danio aesculapii is the source of this 872-nucleotide messenger RNA. RefSeq lists its product as uncharacterized. The record is from RefSeq and is a predicted model, not a curated record. Lineage: Eukaryota; Metazoa; Chordata; Actinopteri; Cypriniformes; Danionidae. The coding region runs from base 76 to 813 and encodes 245 amino acids. Gene Ontology annotation, biological process: response to bacterium. The transcript is spliced from 5 exons.